Messenger RNA from Erpetoichthys calabaricus (reedfish), 6186 nucleotides. RefSeq names its product G2/M-phase specific E3 ubiquitin protein ligase (gene g2e3). Gene Ontology annotation, cellular component: nucleus. The record is from RefSeq and is a predicted model, not a curated record. The transcript is spliced from 15 exons. Gene Ontology annotation, molecular function: ubiquitin-protein transferase activity. The coding region runs from base 122 to 2224 and encodes 700 amino acids. NCBI's taxonomy places the organism in Eukaryota, Metazoa, Chordata, Cladistia, Polypteriformes, Polypteridae.
UCAAAUCUUUGACGCUGCUUGCUCAUUGGAGCCGCUGGUGAGAUGUGAGCGAGGAGCGAAGCUUAAACUAGAAGAAUACAAGAAGUUAAAUAGACGCAGGCGAAGAUUUCCAUGUUUAACCAUGAAGAGACAACGCUCACCUUCAGAGACUAAAACUACCCAGUUGGCGUGUGUGUUUUGCAAUUUGACGGAAGACUGUCCAGAAAAGUAUGGCGAGAAGAAGACCUACAAGGAGUACGAUAUCACCCUGCAUUAUUUCUGUCUUUUAAUGUCCAGUGGUCUGUACCAGAAAGGGGAAGAAGAUGAAGGCAUACAUGGGUUUUUGAUAGAAGAUAUCAAAAAGGAAAUAAUUAGAUCCUCAAAGCUGAAGUGCAAGAUUUGUAAGAAGAAUGGAGCUUCUGUUGGCUGUUCAGUCAAAGAAUGCCGCAAGACCUUUCACUUCCCUUGUGGAAUACAAAAAGAAUGUAUUUUCCAGUAUACUGAUCUGUUCCCGUCAUUUUGUUGGGUCCACAGACCAGUUCAGCCCUUCAGUAUGCCCACAAAUUUAAGUGGUACAUUUGCUUGUACUAUAUGCCUUGAAUUCAUCUUGCCUGUGCCAUCGUAUGGUGUAUUAAAGUGUCCCUGUUGUAGUAGCAGUUGGUUUCAUAGGGAUUGUGUACAGCAUCAAGCUUACAGUGCUGGAAGAUGGUUUUUCAGGUGCACUCUGUGCAACAACCAGGACUCGUUUCAGGAGGAGAUGCUUAGAAUGGGCAUACACAUACCUGAGAAAGAUGCUUCUUGGGAACUGGAAGAAAAUGCUUAUAGUGACCUAUUGCAAGCAUACGAGCGUUGUGAUGUUCUUCAGUGUAAGUGUAGAAGAGGCAGAGAAUAUUCACAGAUGGACAGCCAGUGGGAAAUUGUAAGAUGCCAGUAUUGUGGUUCCAGGGGAACCCACCGCAGAUGUUCGUCUUUGCAGAGUUUGCAGGAAAAUUGGGUGUGCAUUGAAUGUGAAAAUAUCAUUCAUGAAUCUGGGCACAGCCUUCAUUCCUUGCCAACUACACCACAGCAGUUGAUCUCACCGAAACGCCUAAGACUCUCACCCAGGUUUAGCAGGAGUAUUUUAAACAGACAGCUGCAGUUUCCAAGGUCAGCUGCAGAAGUUUUGAAGGAACUCGAUCAGCAAAUAGACAAAAGUGCAACUACACUUUUCUCUGUUGACAGAAGGAGUGUACUUGAUGGAGCCCUGUGCACAUUAAGGCAUAAAACAUUUAAUCCUUACGCCCAAAUUGAAGUAAAAUUUACAGAUGCAAACUGUCUGUUUAAUAAUUCAAACAGCAACUGCCGUGAAUUUCUAUGCUUACUCAUGCGUGAUCUUGAACAUUCCUUAUUAUUUCAAGGAUCAUCCCUUGGCAAGAAUCUGGCCCUUGACUCUCAAGCUUUACAUGAAAAUUUAUACUAUGAUGCUGGAAGGAUAAUUGCCCUCUCCCUUGUACAUGGCGGCCCUUUACCUGGUUUCUUUUCCAGACUUUUAUUUGAUUGCAUUGUCUAUGGAUCAGAAAAAGCUGAGCCUUCUCUGGAGGACUUGUCUGAAGACUGCAUAUCAUUAAAGAUUAAGAAAAUAAACGAAGCCCAGACUGAAGAAGAACUGCAGGCCUCCGUAAAUGCAGCAAGUGAAUAUUUGCUUAUAGCCGGCUGCUCUACAAAAGCCUGGAUGUUGUGUGACAAGGACAAACUCGUUCAGCAGCUCUUGAACUUCCAUCUGAUUCUGAGGAUUCAAAUGCCUCUGCAGAGAUUCUGUGAAGGACUCAAAACUCUUGGGGUCUUGGAAAAAGUCCAGAUGUUCCCUGAAACUUUCUCCAACCUCUUCUGCCAGAAACCAGAAAAGCUUACACCGUUAAAGCUCUGGGACCUUUUCACUGUUCAUUUUUCUGCCAAUGAAAAUGAAAACGUUAAAGAAAACAGCGUUUUUUGCUUCUGGGUGAAGUACUUGCAGGACUGUUAUGCUUCACAAUGUGCUGCAUCACUGGAGAUGAUACUCAUUUUUGUGACCGGGGCGGACGCCAUCCCACCAGUUGGUUUGAACCCAACUCCAUCCAUUGAGUUUGUGCAUAAUCGACACAUUACUCGGAGGGCUUUUCCUGAAGCUGACACACACUUAAACGUACUGAAACUGCCAGUUGUAAAAAAUUACAAGACGUUCAUAGCCAACAUGGAUUAUGCAAUCUGUCAGACUGUUUCAAUGUGAAAUGCUUGUCAUUUUAAAUUUGUAAAUAUCCUGGUUUCUCUGUACUUUUUGGACUCGGUGAGUGAGUGGACAGAUACUCCAGGUUUAUGCUUUGUGAUUUUUUUUUUUGAUUUUUUUUUUAUAAUCAUCUCGUCAAGCAAAAAUAUUUGGCCUAAAUUUUAAUUGAGCACAGUACACUGGGAUCCUAAUUUUGAACACUCGUGGUGCUGCAGUUGUGCUUUCUGGUGGUAACACUUGCUCUGUGCAGACUGCAAAAGGAGGAAGGAGAACCUGGGAGAACAUUCUGUUUAAAUGUGCUGUCGAAAUGCUCAGCUUUGUUCACUCCUUCAGUCUGUUUGGGGAUCUCAAGUGAAGAAGGACCAGCAGGCCAUUGUCUCUCCUAGCAGCCGGCGUUGCGUCCCGUCACUUCUACACAGGAGGAGCCGGCUUCAGUUGUUUUUGCACUCCUGGUCCAUUUGUUUUGUGAUAAUCAGAAGAGGAUCAGCUACUUUGUUUCAGUAUCCAGUUUCACACCACAAACGUUCAAGCCGAUUAGAAGCCAUCAAUAGACACCCCACUGGCAUGUCAUGAACUUCUUCUUUCAUUGGGCAGAAACUUCCAAACCUCAGGAAAGAUCACCACGAAAUGUCGAAGUAUGCCACAUAUCUGCACCCCUGCAUUUGCAAUAACUAUGGUUUGCUUACUAACCUCAGCCCAGUGAGGUCUUAAGUGUAAAUCUGUAUGUAUUUUUAUAUUAAGAUUGACAAAUUAUGGACAAAAUAUUUCCCAUAAUGCACAGUAUUUCUUGUCGUUAUGUCAGUCCAGUGACUAUUCAAAUUCAUAAGUCAUACUAACCGCUCCAGGGAUUGCUCAGUACCACAAGACCAUUUCCAAAAGGUCCCGGCCUUGUGGUUUUGUUUCACAAAGUAGUGGAAUUGGUGCGUUCACAUCAUCCAAAAUAAAAUCUGGACUACAAGGAAAUUGCACCAGGAUUGGGGGGGGGGGAACUGCUCCAAACCCAGUGUGACAAAGUUGAAAAGCCAUUUCAGAGUUCCAUUGUUUUAUCUCAGAGCUACAACAAACAUUUGAAAAAUGGGGGGAUACGAUUUCUUGGGGGUCGAAUUUCAUAUGAAUGUCUCCAUUUAAUGAGUUUCCCCACCUCCGGAAUGUGUUUCAGAAACCAGAAACUUUUUAGAAGUUCAGGAAUUUUUGUACCAUUCCCUCCUGCAGGAAAUCUCACCAUUUGUAGUUCCUGGGGCUUUUUAUUUUUAUUUUGUAUUCCUCUUCCUCCAGGGUGUGUGUACUUUUCAUUCAGUGAUUAAAUUAUUGUGGGUGGGGCCCGUGCGAUGAAUUGUGCUGAUUGGUUGACCACAAGCACUUGGUGCCAAGUUACAAAUCUGUUUGUAGUUUGGACUUUAGAAUUUUAAAUUAUUGAUGAAGAUGGAAUGCUGCACUUCACACCACACCACUCUUCAUAGCUGUUUCCCUGGCUCUCCAUGGCAAUGCGCUGCAUCGAAGUAAUAAUCUCCCCUGUGAAGUUGCAAUCGCUUCCAAGCAAUAAGGUGCGGGGGUCCCUCAUGAUCUUCCCGAACGUGCCUCACGUCGCACCACAUCACUCUUCUUUGCACAUCACAUAUUUUGUGUGGUGGGAACACAACAAUGGCCAGGGCCUACAUCGUACAGGAGCUCAUUGGUUCCUGAAAAUGUAGCUCCUGUGGUGGGAGAACCACCUUUAUCCGAUUUGUGAUACAACUAAACUCUGGCCUUAUUCCAAUGUCAUCAAAAAUGUUGUGGUCACAUUGUACUUGGAGUGUUGAGACACUCGGUUAUUUUGUUUUUUAUGCACCCUGGAAAAGCUUCUUCAGUAGAACAGAAAGAAGCUCACAGGGCAACACAAAAGAAUUGUCAAAGUUACAGGCUGAGUCGACAACGGCAAGACCGAGAACCAACCGAUCAAGCCAAAACAGAAAAAACUUGGUGGUUGGGAGGAAUUUCUGACCGCCUCAUAAUCCUGUCCCUAAGUAAUCAUUCAGAUUCAUGCUGUACUUUAACGAUCCCUUAAAUCAGUGGUUACUAAACUUCAUUUUUUUCUUUCCUCCCAAUUUUGCCCAUUGCAUGUCCUCGUGACCCGUAAUGACUGCGAACGACGGCCGAUCAUCGUGACUUUCCCCCGACCAUUGUCCGUGGAUUGGGGUUUCCCUCUCUGAGAGUUGCUGCCGACUGUGGUCUGGGUAAGAGUUCCCAAUUGAGGAAGUCUGGGCAGGCAGUUUGUUUUAGCCAUUCAAGUGACGACCCAUUGCAGGUCUCUUUCCACAAACCAUUUAUGACCCUUUCCUGAUUCACUUCAUUUAUAAUUCACCAUUAGAGAGAUCUCUGGUCACAAACCCCUAGUUUAAGAAACUCUGCCUUAAAUAGUCGUGGAAAUAAUGAUGUUCUACACAAGACUAGCACUUGGUGUCCCUGCCAAUCACAAAGACAACAGCAAAGUCAAACUGAUGCUGAUAUGAUGUUGGCAGCAAAAGAAUAGAAAUGAUCAGCACUAAAUAUUGGAUAACCGCAUCAAAUCCCGUUCCCAAAAAUAAAGUUGUAAGUGCUAAACAUUGACUCAUAAAAGCAUUUACUUCAUUUUCAUAUAAAAAAAAAAUAAGCUUCAAGUAUUUUAGUGCAAGUUAAACCGCAAAUAAACAAUAGUCACCAAACACAAACUGUAAAUGUACGCGAGUGCCACAAAGUGGAAAGGCGAGCUGUCGUUCUGAAAAUACCCAAAGUACAGCAAAAGACCCCGAAGACGCCACCGUAACGAUAAGAACCUGCAGGGAGAACGGCUCGAUGAUUUAAGUUUACCUCAGUAUUUAAGCUUAAUUUUUUUUUCUUGUAGCUUUUUUUUUUUUUUUUUGGUUAUUUUUUGAAGCAUUAAAAAUAGUAGCGAUUACACUUUAAACUUUUGUUCAUUUAUGGCUGUGUAGCAGCAAAUAUAAAUUAUUUAAAAAAAAAAAAAAAAUUCCUGAUGCCACGCUCAUCUUGCUGCUGGUGUUAUUAUUUAACGUCGUGAACAAUGUUUUAUUUCUAUUUACGUUACUUUGUGCUUUAUAAGCUGCUUUUUCUGUUCACAGGUGUUAGAAAAAGUGGAACUUUCAGCAAACGUAAAACUUUUUAUCGGACUUCAGGUCUCGCAUGACUUGCUUUUUCUUCAAUGUAAAUUUCCAUAUUUUAUGAUUUUAAAUGUAUUUUAUUUCAGUGUCAGUGUUGGUUCUUGUUUAUAAUCCUUUUCCGCUGGAAAGCCUCGUUUCUUCCUUCACGUCUUUGGAGAUCACUGUGGCUUUACAGACAAUUUCUUUAUGUGUCGUUCAUCUUUUCCCUGGAUUUUGUCUUUGUAUUUAUAAAUUUGUAUGGUGUCAUUGUCAAGAUGUUUGAACAUUUUAGUUACUACCUGGUGUUUCUGCCGCGGUUGUUUACUUGUGUCGCAGCCUUCGGCCUGUAAUUGGAGGUAAAUUGCGUAUCACUAUGUUAUUUGUUGUAAAAUAUAAAUUCUCAUUUUAUUGAUUCAGGUAUCUUUUUCCAUUUAAAAUCUUAUGUUGCCUUUUUGUUAUUCCUUUAUCUCCAUUUUCUUAAAAUAGUGUUUGCUAUGAAUUUGACAUAUUAAGUGUACAGCAAGUUACAAUUUUAUUUUUUUUGAUUAUUUGAUGUCUAUAUCUGUGUUUUGUAUUGUUUACGUUUUAUUGUUGUUCUAUUUUUGUGUUGGUAUUUCAACUUUGUUUUUGUUUAGAACCGAAAGUUUCCUUCCCCUUAGAAAUGUUCUGUUAACAGAAUUUUAAUGUGCAAAUUUGGGGUUUCUCAUCUGUUGACCUCCCAUGCACAAAGUGCCCUGUCUGUAUUUCAGAGUUGUUUUGUGCACAUCGCAAUAAACCCACAAUUCAAUCAAAACCAAUGAUGGUGUUUUUACAUCCCCAGUAGGGUGGUCUUUUAAAUAAAUCAUGAAUUUC